Messenger RNA from Psilocybe cubensis, 810 nucleotides. RefSeq lists its product as uncharacterized. The transcript is spliced from 4 exons. Lineage: Eukaryota; Fungi; Basidiomycota; Agaricomycetes; Agaricales; Agrocybaceae. The record is from RefSeq and is a predicted model, not a curated record. Bases 1 to 810 code for a protein of 269 amino acids.
AUGGUCUGCCUUGCGCAGCUUGCCAUUCAAUGGUACGCGCUGCAAUGGGAGUUCAUUAUUAAUGGAAAAACUCGACAAGACUCGUAUCUCGCCAUACUCCAAAAUCCUGAAGCUCUGGUCUUGGCGUCUUUUGUCACUUCGUACUCAGUUGUGGUUAUUGCGGAUGGGCUACUGAUCUGGCGCUGCUUCUACGUUUGGAACCGCUCUCUUCGAAUUAUAGCAAUCCCAUUUCUGCUUUUCGUUGCAGAGACCGGGAUGAUAUUGGCUGCUAUCAUCAUCAAUGGCAUUAACGGAUCUCUUGUCUUAACUCAAAAGCAAGCGAUGAUAAUGAACAACCUUCUAGCAGCUGGCUUUUUUGUGUCAUUUGGUACCAGCCUUUCAACAACUUUGUUGAUCGCCUAUCGCAUCUGGACGGUCUACAAAUUAGACGGCAAGCCUCUGAGGAGAUUCAAGAGCGUGCUCGAUAUAAUCAUCCAAUCCGCGGCUAUCAACUCUGUAGCGCUGCUCCUGACAGCAAUCACGCUCAUCAUACCGGACAGUGGCAAUAUCUUCAAUGCGCCAUUAUUCGCACUUGGAAAUUACGCCAAAGCCUUCUUCGUAGCUAUAUCGGGCCUCGCUCCUACAAUCAUGGUUGCUCGGAUUGCUUUCAUAGAUGAUGAUAGUGGCAACACAUUUAUUCCAUCCCAGACUCAACGACUGUCUAACCUUCAGUUCGGCGGAGGAAUGUCAACUCAGGAUCGCAGUGUAACGCAAGAUAUGUACAGGUACAGUGAUGCUGGCGCGAAGAUUCAAAAUGAGGAAGGUGUAUGA